Lotus japonicus is the source of this 762-nucleotide messenger RNA. RefSeq lists its product as uncharacterized. The record is from RefSeq and is a predicted model, not a curated record. The transcript is spliced from 2 exons. Lineage: Eukaryota; Viridiplantae; Streptophyta; Magnoliopsida; Fabales; Fabaceae. The coding region runs from base 1 to 762 and encodes 253 amino acids.
AUGGAUGGUGGUUAUUAUGGGAGUGGAGUUGGCGGUGGUUCAUGUGGUGGUGGAGAAACAGCGAUGGCGAUGACAAUGACAUCGAUACCGGUUGUAGUGGCAAUGGUGGAGAGUGGUGGUGAUGUUAAAAUGUCCAACCUAGCAAAGCUUGAAUUUGUGGCUCUAGAUAUCCCUGGAAAAAAUUAUCUGUCUUGGGUGUUAGAUGCUGAAAUGCACUUAGAUGCAAAUGAUCUUGGAGAUGCUAUUAAAGAAGGAAAUACUGCAUCUAACCAAAUCAAAGCCAAGGCUAUGAUCUUCCUCCGGCACCACCUUCAUGAAGCUCUAAAGGUUGAAUACCUCACAAUAAAAGACCCACUUGUUCUCUGGAAAAAUUUGAAAGAAAGGUUUGACCAUCAAAAGACCGUGAUUUUACCUAAAUCUCGGUAUGAUUGGCUACAUUUGCGCUUACAAGAUUUUAAAUCUGUAAGUGAGUAUAAUUCUGCUAUGUUCAGAAUUACUUCUCAAUUAAAGCUAUGUGGAGAAAAUGUAAGCGAUGAUGAUAUGUUAGAAAAAACAUUCUCCACAUUUCAUGCAUCAAAUGUGGUCUUGCAGCAGCAAUAUCGAGAAAGAGGCUUCACAAAGUACUCCGAGUUAAUCUCUUGCCUUCUCGUUGCUGAACAAAAUAAUGAGCUGCUCAUGAAGAAUCAUGAAUCUCGACCUACUGGCAGUGCCCCAUUCCCUGAAGCGAAUGUUGCAACUUAUAAUCAUAAUACUCGUGGUUGA